This is a messenger RNA of Ictalurus furcatus (blue catfish), 4278 nucleotides long. RefSeq names its product leucine rich repeat containing 4.1 (gene lrrc4.1). Gene Ontology annotation, biological process: postsynaptic density protein 95 clustering; excitatory synapse assembly; modulation of chemical synaptic transmission. The coding region runs from base 7 to 2604 and encodes 865 amino acids. Gene Ontology annotation, molecular function: protein binding. NCBI's taxonomy places the organism in Eukaryota, Metazoa, Chordata, Actinopteri, Siluriformes, Ictaluridae. The transcript has a single exon. The record is from RefSeq and is a predicted model, not a curated record. Gene Ontology annotation, cellular component: plasma membrane; glutamatergic synapse; postsynaptic density membrane.
CACAACAUGAGUGUCCUGGAGCGUGUAGCUGCACAUCGAGUCAGGAAAGCUACCCUGCUCUUUGUCAUCUUUCUCAUGGUGCAAGUGUAUGUGGAGGAGGUGGUGGGUGCACUGGGGACUCAGGGUUGCCCCCCUAUCUGCUCCUGCAGUAACCAGCUCAGCAAGGUGGUGUGUACCCGUCGUGGCCUCACUCAUGUGCCCCCUGGCAUUCCUGCCAACACAAGACACCUCAAUCUAAUGGAGAAUGUCAUUGAGGCAGUGCAGGCUGACUCCUUUCGCCAUCUCAAUCACCUGGAGGUGCUCCAGUUAGGACGCAAUGCCAUCAGAGAGAUCGAAGUGGGAGCUUUCAAUGGGCUGACCAAUCUGAACACCCUGGAGCUCUUUGAUAACCGGCUGACUGUGGUACCUAGUGGGGCCUUUGAAUAUCUGUCUAAGCUGAGGGAACUGUGGCUCAGAAAUAACCCCAUUGAAAGCAUCCCAUCUUAUGCCUUCAAUCGUGUGCCCUCUCUAAUGCGACUUGACCUGGGCGAGCUGCGAAAGCUUCAAUAUAUUUCUGAUGGGGCCUUUGAAGGUCUGGUCAACCUUAAGUACCUCAAUUUGGGUAUGUGCAACAUCAAAGGGGAGAUUCCCUACUUGAACUCACUGCUCGUGCUGGAGGAGUUGGAGAUCUCCGAGAACAUUUUCCCUGUGAUCAAACCCAGCUACUUCAGAGGACUGACUUCACUUAAAAAGCUAUGGAUCAUGAACUCUAACAUAGGACUAAUUGAACGUAAUGCAUUUGAUGACCUGUCAUCACUGGUAGACCUAAACCUAGCCCACAACAACCUGAGCUCUCUACCCUUCGACCUCUUUUCCCCACUGAGGUACCUGAUGGAACUGCACCUCCAUCAUAAUCCCUGGAACUGCGACUGUGACUCACUGUGGUUAGCACGGUGGCUGCAUCAGUACAUCCGUACAAACUCAACCUGCUGUGGCAGAUGCCAUUCACCGGCACACAUGAGAGGUCGUCAGCUGGUGGAUGUAGCCCAAGGAGACACAGAUGCAAUGCAGUGUUCUGCGCCCUUCAUUUCUGAUGCUCCAAGAGACCUCAAUAUUUCAGCUGAUCGAGUAGCAGAGUUUCGAUGUAGAACAGCAUCUAUGUCAUCAGUGCAGUGGUUUUUACCAAAUGGUACUAUACUGACACAUGCAACCAACCACCCACGCAUAACCGUGGUUAAGGAUGGGACUCUAAACUUCUCAAAUGUGCUGGUGGGUGACACAGGCAUGUACACCUGUAUGGUGUCCAAUGCAGCUGGAAAAUCCAAUGCUUCAGCUUAUUUAAAUGUGAGUGCAGCAGAGCUCAACACAUCCAACCUCAGCUACUUCAACACAGUUACAGUAAAAGUUCUCGACCCAAUGUCCAACAUACCCAAACCCCGGACCACUACAGAAGCAAAUCAACGCACCACAACUACUACUUCGCCUUCAGCCUUUCAACCAGUUUUCAUCUCGACACCAACAGUCAUCCUCCAAAGCACUGACAUACCACCAAGCCGCCUGCCAGCCAUGCCCACGUCAAAAUUGACAACGGGGAAGCCAUCCAGACCCGCCAGUACCAGCCUGGAUGAGGUGAUGAAGACUACGAAGAUCAUUAUUGGGUGCUUUCUGGCAGUAACACUACUAGCAGCAGUCAUGCUAAUUGUGUUCUAUAAACUGCGGAAGCGACAUCAACAAAGGAGCACAGUUUCAGCAGCAAGGACUGUAGAGAUUAUUCAUGUCGAUAAGGAGGACCUACCACCACCUGCAUCUGCUGCCUGUAUGUCAGGGGAUGGGGCAGUGAAACUACCAGUGAUAAGAGACCAUAACAGCAUUCAGAAAUUAGACUACAUCACCCACAAACUAGACUACAGCUACCAUACACCUCAACUCAAAUCAGAUUACAGCAUCCACAAACCCAAACCUCAUUUUAGCACCUCCAAAACCAAAUCGGACGACACCACGGACAUUCUGAAGACAGACUACACUAAACACAUGUCCAAAUUUGAUUACAACACACUUGCAAUAGUGGACUAUAGUUCUCACAAACCUCCUACAAACUACAUGCACAAGUCACUGCCUGAUUAUCACCUACACAAAAAAAAUGACCAGAGUCCUUACAAACCUGGAUAUAGCACUUAUAAGCCCGACUACAGAUCUCAAGCAGUCAAACUGGACUUCAGCCCUUUCAAAUCAGAUUACACCAUUCACAAACCCAAAAUGGACUACAGUACGCACAAGCCCAAAUCUGAUUACAUUCCUAACAAAUCUGGUAUCAACUACAGCCCCUUGAAGAUGGAUUGUAGUCAUUUUAAACCUGACUACGGUGUGUUUAAGCCACUCAAAGCGGAAUACUUUAGUCACAAACAAGACUUGAGUCCCCAAAAACCUGAAAUGGAUUUCAACCAGCAUGAGAUAAAAUAUAGCACUCAGAACUCGUACAAGCCUUGGGGACAUACAAACAAAUGGACAGAAAACUGCAGCACUGGAAACUCUCUUCCACGAACUUUAUCCAGUAUCAGCACUAUGCCUGAGCCCUUCAUCAUAAAAACACAUAACAAGGAGAAAGUACAAGAGACUCAAAUCUAGCACUCAUCUAAAAGAACACUUCCCCUCAAAACACACACACAAACACACACAUGGGGUGAGUUCUUUUAGAGAGAGAGGGCGAGAGAGAGAGUGUGGGAAAACCCGUGAAGUGUUGGCAAACAGACAAAAAAAAAGAAAAAAAAAAAAAAAAAAGAGGACAUUUACCAAAACUGAGCUUUUCUGCCCAUUAUAUUAUAUGUAUAAAAAAUGUGGAUAUAUUUUUAUGUACUCUCGAACAUUGCCUUGGCUCUGAGCCUGCAGAGAUCAGUCUAAUAAACACACUUCCGUCAGUCCUACCCAAGUGUGAUUUCCUCACAAAGUGAACGUCAUAUUUUGAUUAAACUGUUGGACAGUUACGUUCCAUAAUGAAACGGACUCACGCCUAUUCAAUUCAUAAACAGUGCUGUCAAAGUGUGUGCAAUACACCUGGGCCAUGACACCAGAAAAAAGCGCUUAUUCACUUUACAUAAUGAAAAUAUGGGAAAUUUAGACAAUCAGCGAUUAUGUUCCUACCGAUAUAAAAGCAGGCAGUUGACGGUGAGGUGCUGAUUAGGCUUGUGUUUAAAUGCUAUGAGUGAUGUUUGCCCCAAGUGAUGACAGAAACACUGAUGUGGAUGAUGAUGACUAAACUUAUUACUCAAUUCUCAUCUCAAAAUUUGAUAUUUGGAUAGUGUCACUACUCUUGUAUCGUCCCCCCCCCCCCCCAAAUGCAGAGGUAGGUAAGGUGCUUGCUAAUGCUUGUGUGCUCAGGAUGAUAAUAUUAAAUCAGGUUAAGAUAAUUUCAAAUGAGAUUAUAUAGAGAGGAGUUCCCGAGGACUCUUAAAAUAGUUUCAAAUAUUAUUUUCCAUUCUUAGGUAAAAUACAGAUUAUUAUUAUUAUUAUUAUUAUUAUUAUUAUUAAACAUUGAACAGCUUCUGUAUGGGCUGGACUUCUAUGAAUAAAAACUGCUAUGUAGAUAGACCUAGUAUUCAUUGUCAUAUUUACAAUUUGUACAUCUCAUUUACUACAUUUCAUUUAAACAAAAUGAAUACAUGACGGUUGCUUUUAGAUAAUUAGCGUGUUUAUGGAUUUCAGUGGAAACAAACAUCAGUUCAGGAAAAGCUGUACAUUUCAGAAUUUCACCAUGUGAAGAAGGAUUUUCCUAUGACACCACCCCCCCCACAUACACAAACACGUACACGUCUUUGUACAACAAUAAAAAGUUGUUCAGAACUAUUUUCUACCUUGUAAUGUCUAUUUAAAGAGGAGUUGUUUAAAAUGCUGCCCUGAAUUUAAGAAAUGAGGGUAGUGUUUUCACAGGACAUUCUGUGCAAUUUCUAAUCCACACUAUAGAGAAUGCAGUAAAACAAAAUAAAUAAAAAGUAUUGAAAUUAUUUAUAUUGAUAAGUUUUUCUUGAAGAGAAAAAAGACUUAAGUUGAUCUUUAAAGAUUUAUCUUGUAAGCACCAUGAAUUUGUACUGUGCCAAAUGUCGUAAAUGCAAUAAAAAAAAAUAUUUUUCCCCUUUACUAUGCACCUUUUUCAUGAUGUCUAAAUUGUCCCAUGAUCUGUGAUGGAAGUCAGUUAGUCUUUUUAAAUAUCACUUGACCAAGGUAGAAACUUGAGUGUGCGUGUAUAUGGGUUUUUAAGGUAACCACCCAGACAAACAGUUGCUGCUCGUUCGGUUUUAGUUAAGA